This is a messenger RNA of Meleagris gallopavo (turkey), 3027 nucleotides long. The record is from RefSeq and is a predicted model, not a curated record. NCBI's taxonomy places the organism in Eukaryota, Metazoa, Chordata, Aves, Galliformes, Phasianidae.
AUGGGGGACCGGUGUGGCUGUGGGACGGCUGGACGGCCACAUGGACGGGACAGACCCCCACAGCCCCACCCUCUGCCCCCUCCAGGCCGCAAAUUCAUCAUCGCCAACGCACGGGUGGAGAACUGCGCCGUGAUUUACUGCAACGAUGGCUUCUGUGAGCUGUGCGGGUACACGCGAGCCGAGGUCAUGCAGAAGCCCUGCACCUGUGACUUCCUGCACGGGCCCCGCACGCAGCGCAGCGCGGCUGCACAGAUUGCCCAGGCACUGCUGGGCUCCGAGGAGCGCAAGGUCGAGAUCUGCUUCUACCGCAAGGACGGUGAGCGCUGCGCCGUGGGGGGGAGGUGGGGGGCGGUGCGGUUGCACCCCCUGCAUGUGGGGAUUGGGGUGCGGCACGUGUGGCCGCGCUCCCCCCCCGCAGACACCAACCACUGGGUCACCCCCGGCGCCUGGAUCCCGGCAGGCCGCAGCCGCUCCUUCCGCCUGAAGCUGCCGGCCCUGCUGGCUCUGUCGGGCAGCCGGCACGCCAGCGCCGGGACCGGAAUGCACCGCGGAGCCAGCACCGGGGCCAUGAACAACAUCCGCAGCACUCUGCUCAACUCCACGUCCGACUCCGACCUGGUGAGGUACCGAGCCAUCAGCAGGAUCCCGCAGAUCACCCUCAACUUUGUGGACUUCAAAGCUGAUGCCUUCCUGGGGGCCCCAUCCGGAGAGAAGGAGAUCAUCGCCCCCACCAAACUGAAGGACCGCACGCACAACGUCACUGAGAAGGUCACCCAGGUGCUGUCCCUGGGUGCCGACGUCCUCCCCGAGUACAAGCUGCAGGCGCCGCGCAUCCACAAAUGGACCAUCCUGCACUACAGCCCCUUCAAGGCGGUGUGGGACUGGCUCAUCCUGCUGCUGGUCAUCUACACCGCCAUCUUCACGCCCUACUCGGCCGCCUUCCUGCUCAACGACCAGGAGGAGGCCCAGCGGCACAACUGUGGCUACUCCUGCAGCCCCCUCAACGUGGUGGACCUCAUCGUGGACAUCAUGUUCAUCAUCGACAUCCUCAUCAACUUCCGCACCACCUACGUCAACUCCAACGAGGAGGUGGUGAGCCACCCCGCCAAGAUCGCCAUCCACUACUUCAAGGGCUGGUUCCUUAUCGACAUGGUGGCUGCCAUCCCCUUCGAUCUGCUCAUCUUUGGCUCCGGCUCUGAGGAGACCACCACACUGAUCGGGCUGCUGAAGACGGCGCGGCUGCUCCGCCUGGUGCGGGUGGCCCGCAAAUUGGACCGGUACUCUGAGUACGGGGCAGCCGUGCUCUUCCUGCUGAUGUGCACCUUCGCGCUGAUCGCGCACUGGCUGGCCUGCAUCUGGUACGCCAUCGGCAACGUGGAGGGGCAGCGCAUCGGCUGGCUGCACUCGCUGGGCGACCAAAUCGGCAAGCCUCUGAACGACAGCAACCCCCUGUACGGCCCCACCAUCAAGGACAAGUACGUCACGGCGCUCUACUUCACCUUCAGCAGCCUGACCAGCGUCGGCUUCGGCAACGUCUCGCCCAACACCAACUCGGAGAAGAUCUUCUCCAUCUGUGUCAUGCUCAUCGGCUCCCUGAUGUACGCCAGCAUCUUUGGGAACGUGUCGGCCAUCAUCCAGCGGCUGUACUCGGGCACGGCGCGCUACCACACGCAGAUGCUGCGCGUCCGCGAGUUCAUCCGCUUCCACCAGAUCCCCAACCCUCUGCGCCAGCGCCUGGAGGAGUAUUUCCAGCACGCCUGGUCCUACACCAACGGCAUCGACAUGAACGCGGUGCUGAAGGGCUUCCCCGAGUGCCUGCAGGCCGACAUCUGCCUGCACCUGAACCGCAGCCUGCUGCAGAACUGCAAGCCCUUCAAGGGAGCCACCAAGGGCUGCCUGCGUGCCCUGGCCAUGAAGUUCAAGACGACGCACGCUCCGCCCGGGGACACGCUGGUGCACGCCGGCGACGUGCUGACUGCGCUCUACUUCAUCUCGCGUGGCUCCAUCGAGAUCCUGCGUGGGGAUGUGGUGGUGGCCAUCCUGGGGAAGAACGACAUUUUUGGGGAGCCGCUGAACCUGUACGCACGGCCGGGGAAGUCCAACGCCGACGUGCGUGCACUCACCUACUGCGACCUGCACAAGAUCCACCGUGAGGACCUGCUGGAGGUGCUGGACAUGUACCCCGAGUUCUCCGACCACUUCUGGUCCAGCCUGGAGAUCACCUUCAACCUGCGUGAUACCAACAUGAUCCCCGGUUCCCCGGGCAGCGAUGAACUGGACAGCAGCUUCAACCGCCUGCGCAAACGCAAGCUCUCCUUCCGCCGCCGCACAGAGAAAGAUGCGGAGGCCGCCGGGGAGCCGCGCGGUGGGCAGAAGGCAGUGCGGCUGAGCAGGGGCUGCCAGGCACCGGGAGCCCCGCGGGGGCCAGCAGAAUGGGAGCCAUGCCACUGCAGCUCGCCCUCCAGCUCCCCAUCCAGCGAUGAGGAUGAGCACCCAGCACCCGCCCCGGGGGCUGCCGCUCUCUCACCCUUCCGCAGCCCCCGGCCCGGAGGUGAAGCCCCCACAGCCACCGACACUGAGGAGCGCGAGGGCAGUGAUAUGUGCAACCCCCUCUCAGGAGCCUUCUCGGGGGUCUCCAACAUCUUCAGCUUCUGGGGGGAGAGCCGGGGGAGGCAGUACCAGGAACUGCCCCGCUGCACCAUCCCUGCACACGCAGCCCUUGGGAUCCCAAUGCCCUCCAUGACUCGCCGGCAGCGCUCCGAGGUGGAGAUGCGCCUUGACCUCCUCCAGAAGCAGCUCAAUAGGUUGGAGACGCGGAUGGCGGCGGACAUCAGCUCCAUCAUGCAGCUGCUGCAGCGCCAGGCUGCUCUCGUGCCCCCUGCCUACAGCACGGUGUCAUCCCCUCAUCAGCCUCCUGGUCCCCCCCCGUGCCCGCUGCAGCCCAUCCUCCCCAUCACCCCCAUCCAGCCGCUCUCUCAGGUUCCCAGCUUCCCAGUGCCCCCAGAGCUGCGCGGCGCUGGGGGAUGA